AUGUGUCCCAACGCGCACACCGUGUGCAGACAGUCGGGAUUUACAUACGAACUGCAAGUCGUGCGGGCACUGUUUCGGUCAGCCCUAUUUAUCGCCCACGUAUGUGUAUGUAGUAGUUGUUAUUUUAGCAUCCGGAGGGGUAUCGUAUUUCAGAUAAAUCCAAUAAAUGGUGGUGCUCCGAUCAGGAAAUUCACCGGUUUUGCCGAUACAAAACAAUGCAAAAGAUGCAAAAAAACAGGCUUACCUGAUUGGAGCACUAUCUAUUGGAUUUAUUUGAACUACGAUACCCCUCCGGAUGCUAAGAGAACAGAAAAGUGGGGGCGAUGCAUGGGGCUGCUUCCGGUACUCUCGCAGCCAUAUCCAGGCUGGGUCGACUCCCAUGGCGCAUGUGAUCACAUAUACUUUUGUAUUUAUCCACCUCCUUGUAGAUGGCUUUACUGUAGGGGUAUAAGUGGGGUGGGUUCAGUGAUUUUAGUUUUAAACCUGACAUAUUCUCGCGGUUGGUGGUUUCAACCACUCAACGACAGGUUACGAAUCCUCAAACUCAACGUAUCGGUGCGCAGCUCUAUAAGAUAA
This is a messenger RNA of Belonocnema kinseyi, 576 nucleotides long. RefSeq lists its product as uncharacterized. The record is from RefSeq and is a predicted model, not a curated record. The transcript is spliced from 3 exons. NCBI's taxonomy places the organism in Eukaryota, Metazoa, Arthropoda, Insecta, Hymenoptera, Cynipidae. Bases 1 to 576 code for a protein of 191 amino acids.